UGACCUGUGGUCGAAGAGAAACCAUAUAAGUAAGAGAAGAUGAAGUCACACAGAACAGAGAAGCAGCAAAGUAACUUCAUUCUAUCACUGAGACGAUAACAUGGAUGAGCCAUUGACGACUCUAAUGACCACGGUCACUGAAUAUUAUACUGAAACUGGCACCACCGACGACGCAGACUAUGAUCAGGGGCUGACUAUAUCCUCUGGCAUGUGCAAAAAAGAUUGGGUCCGCGGGUUUCGUGGCCGGUACGAACCCCCUCUCUUCGGGAUCAUCUUCAUCCUCGGUGCCUUGGGUAACCUGAUGGUCGUGUGGAUCUACUCCACCGUGCGCAACCGUCUGAAGACCAUGACCGACGUGUACCUGCUGAACCUGGCUGUGGCCGACCUCCUCUUCCUGUGCAUGCUGCCCUUCUGGGCCGUCGACGCCGCCAAGGGCUGGGAGUUUGGCGUCAGCUUGUGCAAACUGGUGUCCAGCGUCUACAAGAUCAACUUAUUCAGCAGCAUGUUCCUGCUCACCUGCAUCAGCGUGGACCGCUACAUUGCCAUCGUGCAGGUCACCAAGGCCCAGAACCUGAAGAAGAAGAGGCUCUUCUACAGUAAACUCACCUGCUUGGCUGUCUGGUUUGUCUCCGCUCUCCUGGCCCUCCCUGAGUUCAUAUUUGCUCAGGUGAAGAAGGACCAAAGCGGCAUGUCCUUCUGCCAUCAGAUCUACUGGAACAACGAACACAACCGGACGAAGAUCCUGGUGCUGUCCCUGCAGAUCUGCAUGGGCUUCUGCCUCCCUCUUCUAGUGAUGGUCUUCUGUUACUCCGUCAUCAUACGCACGCUUCUGCAGGCCAAGAGCUUCGAGAAGCACAAGGCCCUGCGCGUCAUCUUUGUUGUGGUGCUUGUGUUCAUCCUCUCCCAGCUGCCUUACAACAGCCUGCUCAUCUUGGAGGCCAGGCAGGCAGCUAACACCACUGACAAUUGCGAAAUGCUAAUCAGUUUAGACGUGGCAGGGCAAGUCGCCAAGAGCCUGGCCUACACGCACGCCUGCCUCAACCCUUUCCUGUACGUCUUCGUUGGAGUCCGCUUCAGACAAGACCUCCUGAGGAUGGUGAAGAUGUGUGCCGGUGGUCUGAGAAAAGGAGGGUGGAGUAAAGCCAACGCAGUUCCCAAACGUCCCUCUGUCAUGUCCGACACUGACACUACCCCUGCCCUGUCCAUAUAAACCCACAUUCUCCUCCAGUUGUAGACACUCGAGCCUACAGUUCUGACAUGGUUAAGUUUUCCCAGCAUGCAUUACCUGCCACCAGAGCAACAACACAACGUUCAUCUCUGAAAGCAAAUGAGAGUUUAUGAUCAAUACUUUCUAUCACCGUCACCAGUGCUUUAAUAAUUGUAUAAACUGUACAUUAGUGUAAAUACUGUUUUCUUUUUUUGCAUUUGUUUUGUGAGUGUUUGUGUCUUUACAUUGAUUCCAUCAUGUGUUGGUUGUGUGCUGCUGUAACUGAAUUAAAAACCAUUAUACAUUUUACUUGAUUUUCAUGAACAAAAUAAUAAAAAAU
Molecule: messenger RNA, 1547 nt
Organism: Platichthys flesus (European flounder)
Lineage: Eukaryota; Metazoa; Chordata; Actinopteri; Pleuronectiformes; Pleuronectidae
Gene: ccr9b
Product: chemokine (C-C motif) receptor 9b
Exons: 3
Coding region: 101-1210 (369 amino acids)
Biological process (GO): immune response; G protein-coupled receptor signaling pathway; chemotaxis
Cellular component (GO): membrane
Molecular function (GO): chemokine receptor activity
Source: RefSeq, a predicted model, not a curated record